UUCUCGUCAGGGAGAACGAAUCCCCGUCCGAGACAGCGACAGGGGGCUAAAAUCGAUCAAGUUCGAGUUGGUUGUUCGAAGAGAUCCCUCGUGCCGCGGGUGGAACGAUCGUUUACCGGUUCGAGGGCAACGCAGCCAACGAUCUCGGCAAGUAUCGCCUUCGAGGAAGCGUACGCAAGAGUCACGAAGAAGCAGUUUAUAAUGUCACCGAAAGCCACGAUCGUCUCGAAGUCAAAGGAAACCGUACACGACGAUCGUUCACAAGCUGCGACGUUCCUUUCGCGAUUCCCGAUGGAUUUUCGCCCCGUGAACCAUCCACGUGUCCGAGCAUCGCCGCGAUUUCGUGUCGAGUCGAACGUCAAGUUGCCCACGUAAGAGGUUACCACGCGCGUUUUGCUUGGCGGACGUCGGCGACGAUGGUGAACCGUAAAUACGUAACUCGGUAAUCGCGUUCACGCGCAAUCGGCGAGGUGAAAUUUCGACGACGAGGUGCGCGAGUGUACCAAGUGCACGUUUUACGAGACGCGAAACGUCGCGUCCGCGCCGGAAUUGCAGAGAGGACACGCAAGUGGACAAGAUGGACAAUUGACGAUAGAACGGGAAGAGAGCCGGCGGGGAGGACAGGCGAUUGAAACGUUCCAUCCAACCGACUCACGGGACGAAAAUGUUGUCCACGGUGUCCAGUGUCGCGUUCGAAUUGAAUUCUUCCUACUACGCGACCAUUGCUGGAGGCGACGAUCAAGAGGGCCUCUCCGUAGUCAAGCCUCAAAACGCGACCACAGACCUCUACAUGUUGCCUGCUUACAUUCGCACGACGUCCAUGGUUGUCUGCAUCGUAGUGAUGGUCCUGGGUAUUAUAGGAAACCUUAUGGUGCCGUUGGUCGUGUUCCGCGGCAAGGACAUGCGAAACAGCACGAACAUCUUCCUGGUGAACCUGAGCGUGGCGGAUCUCUGCGUCCUCCUGAUAUGCACGCCUGCCGUCCUCAUCGAGGUCAACUCCGGACCGCAGAUCUGGCCGCUCGGUGAACACAUGUGUAAAGCGGUGCCGUUUGUGGAGCUGACCGUGGCGCAUGCCUCGGUUCUUACGAUCUUGGCGAUCAGCUUCGAACGGUACUACGCUAUUUGCGAACCUCUGCGGGCGGGAUACGUGUGCACCAAGGCCAGGGCGACGUUCCUCUGCCUUCUGGCGUGGGUGGCAGCGGCGCUGUGCACAAGUCCCAUAAUCUGGGUCUCGCAGUACGGGGAGAUGCGCGUGAACGAUACCAGAAGCGAUCAGGACGCGAGGAACGUAAUCCCCGUCUGUCUGACAAUGGCCGACAACACCGCCACGGUGGUCUUCUUCCUGCUUCUCGUCCUCUUCUUCUACGUCGUGCCGCUGCUGAUCCUCCUGAUCCUCUACGCGUUCAUCGUCAAACACCUGAUGCCCGAUCCCGGCAACACUAGCGACACUUACCACGCCAGGGCGAAGAAGCAAGUGAUCACGAUGCUGCUGUCGGUGGUCGUCGGCUUUUUCCUCUGUCUCUCGCCGUACAGGAUCCUAAUCUUCUACAUAAUCGUCGCGCCAGCCGAGCAGAUCGCAGCCCUCGAUCGCGACACCUUCUUCGCCGUCAUCAACUUCGCAAGGAUCAUGUUCUACCUCCACAGCGCCCUCGACCCGAUACUCUACAACCUGAUGAGCAGCAAGUUCAGGAAGGGCUUCUUAGGGCUGUGCAGACCGAGCUGCAGAACCGGUCGCUCGAAGGGCAGCGUAGCUGGCGCCAGAAGGACCGACACCACCGAGCAGGAGGAGAACUUUGUGUGAAUAGCAGUGGAAGAGGACGCGAGAAAAUGAUAACUGCAUACCUUUUCUGUCCCCGACACGUGUUUUAUUACACGUUCAGAAAUUUCCUCUUUUAAACAGGUGUUAUUCCCUCUGCUGUUUACUCUCUACCGGCACCUAACUUACGUGUGCUAGGUUUACAUACUAAGCCUGGAUGAACGCGGGCCGAAAACUUGGCCCUACAUGCUGCUCGGUACGUACGGCGGAUCGCCAACCGAAAACAUCAAUAACCGAUGGAUAACAGUCGAUGCUGCAGAAUCCAACAAAUGUUACCGAUAACGGAAGAAAGAGCACCACGAUUGAGUAACGAGGUGGUGCAAAUUGCACUCUAGCUGACCGGUCUUUAAUCUUUACAGUAUUUCCGCUGACGACGUUCUAUCUUUAUCAACGCCUAUUUUGAUAUAACGUUCGUUACCGAAGAGUAUCAGUUUUAAGGCAACGGAACGAAACAGACGUCGAUAAGCUCGUAGAUAGAAGCAUAUAUUCUAAGUACGUUUAGUAUUUAUUAGAAUAGAGUCGUAGAAUCCUCAGUCUAUAACUGCCAAAAAAAUUCCGUCCAACGAGACGCUCCGCCCUAAAAGUAUCACGUCCCUUGAAUGUGCGAUCGUGUUACUAUAGAUUCCUUUCGAGACUGAAAAUUACAAUGAUCAGCGGAAAAAUUAAUUGAUCGAGACAAAACCCGAAGGAGCAGCCCAUAGACUGGUACUCGAGAUACCAGUCGAUCCCAUAAUUAUUCGUACCUUCUAUGUCUGUUGAAGACAUUUUUCUAAAUUGAUCGACAGGUUUGAUGUUUACAUUCUUUUAUUUCAAGUAUUCACGCGUGUAAAGUCUAUUUAUGUAUUAUAUUUAUAUCGAAGCAUUUAAUUUAGACAUAAACAUAUAUAGUAAUAUCAAAACUAUUACUUAGUUCAGUGAAACUUGUUCGACAGAGGGUAUGAAUAUUUAUAGGAUCGACUGUAUUUGAACUUUGACGAAGUUACAAGAAUAAAUACCGCGAUAAAUGUUUCAUUACGAACUGUAAACAAACCUCGGAGAGUAUCGGUCCGCUAGUGAACGUGAUAAACGUAGACACGAAUGUAUCAACCGAGACCAUUCGAUCCUCCGGACACGUUUGCAAAUAAAGCUUCUUCGCUCGACA
Messenger RNA from Hylaeus anthracinus, 2957 nucleotides. RefSeq names its product growth hormone secretagogue receptor type 1 (gene ETHR). The record is from RefSeq and is a predicted model, not a curated record. Gene Ontology annotation, molecular function: G protein-coupled receptor activity. Gene Ontology annotation, biological process: G protein-coupled receptor signaling pathway. Gene Ontology annotation, cellular component: plasma membrane. The transcript has 6 exons. Bases 665 to 1801 code for a protein of 378 amino acids. NCBI's taxonomy places the organism in Eukaryota, Metazoa, Arthropoda, Insecta, Hymenoptera, Colletidae.